Messenger RNA from Schistocerca nitens (vagrant locust), 4264 nucleotides. Its product is annotated as semaphorin-2A. Bases 120 to 2213 code for a protein of 697 amino acids. Gene Ontology annotation, molecular function: semaphorin receptor binding; chemorepellent activity. The record is from RefSeq and is a predicted model, not a curated record. The transcript is spliced from 2 exons. Lineage: Eukaryota; Metazoa; Arthropoda; Insecta; Orthoptera; Acrididae. Gene Ontology annotation, biological process: neural crest cell migration; axon guidance; negative chemotaxis.
CGGAAGUGAAAAUGGCAUUUAGAUUGGUGUAUCAGGUGUGGAGGAGAAUAUUUCGAAGGAGAUCAUGCACAACAAUUAAAAGCUGAACGAGGCAGAUAAAGAAACAGUUGAUGUAGAACAUGGCUACCAAAUUGUGGAACCUAUUGCUGGUCGCUGCAUCAGUCCAUCUGGUUGGCUCUGUUGAACAGCUGCAUCAAGAUCUGAUCCACGAGUUCUCUUGUGGACACAAAUAUUACCGCACAUUUCAUUUGGAUGAAAAACGAGAGUCACUUUAUGUGGGUGCACUUGACAAAGUGUACAAACUGAACUUGACCAAUAUAAGUUUGUCAGAUUGUGGAAGAGAUUCAUUGACUCUUGAACCAACAAAUAUUGCAAAUUGUGUUUCCAAAGGGAAGUCAGCAGACUUUGAUUGCAAAAACCAUAUUCGUGUAAUUCAGCCAAUGGGUGAUGGAAGUCGUUUGUAUAUUUGUGGGACAAAUGCUCAUAGCCCAAAGGAUUGGGUUGUGUAUUCAAAUUUGACCCAUCUACAGAGACAUGAGUACGUUCCAGGUAUUGGUGUAGGUAUUGCGAAAUGUCCUUUCGAUCCUGAAGACAGCUCAACUGCAGUUUGGGUAGAGAAUGGGAAUCCAGGUGAUUUGCCUGGUUUGUACAGUGGUACAAAUGCAGAGUUUACUAAGGCAGAUACAGUCAUUUUUCGCACUGACCUCUAUAAUCUCACAACAGGUCGACGGGAAUAUUCUUUCAAGCGUACUCUGAAAUAUGACUCAAAGUGGCUUGAUAAUCCAAAUUUUGUGGGUUCAUUUGAUGUAGGUGAAUAUGUGCUUUUCUUUUUUAGAGAGACUGCAGUGGAAUACAUAAACUGUGGUAAAAGUGUUUACUCACGUGUUGCCCGUGUAUGCAAGAAGGAUGUUGGUGGAAAGAAUAUUCUCAGCCAAAAUUGGGCAACAUUUCUUAAAGCACGUCUAAACUGUUCCAUUCCAGGGGAAUUUCCAUUCUAUUUUAAUGAGAUACAAGGUGUUUAUAAGAUGCCUAACACAGAUAAAUUUUUCGGAGUGUUCAGUACUUCGGUAACAGGACUUACUGGCUCAGCUAUUUGUUCUUUCACUUUGAAAGACAUACAAGAAGUGUUCAGUGGAAAGUUCAAGGAGCAAGCUACUAGCAGCUCAGCCUGGUUGCCUGUUCUACCUAGUAGAGUCCCAGAUCCACGUCCAGGAGAAUGUGUCAAUGAUACUGAAUUGCUCCCAGAUACGGUUCUUAAUUUUAUACGUUCCCAUCCAUUAAUGGAUGGAGCAGUAUCUCAUGAAGGUGGAAAACCAGUAUUUUAUAAGAGAGAUGUCUUGUUUACGCAGCUAGUAGUGGAUAAAUUGAAAGUUAACUUGGUGGGUAAGAACAUGGAAUAUAUUGUUUACUAUGCCGGGACAAGUACUGGUCAGGUAUAUAAAGUUGUCCAAUGGUAUGACAGUGGUGGGCUGCCUCAGUCACUACUAGUUGAUAUUUUUGAUGUCACACCACCUGAACCAAUCCAAGCACUACACUUAUCUAAGGAAUACAAAUCUUUGUAUGCUGCAUCAGAUAAUAUAGUGCGUCAGAUAGAACUGGUUAUGUGUCAUCACCGUUACAGCAAUUGCUUGCAGUGUGCUCGGGAUCCUUACUGCGGAUGGGAUAGAGACUCGAACUCAUGUAAGUCAUACACCCCAGGACUUCUUCAGGAUGUUACUAAUACAAGUGCAAACUUGUGUGAACACAGUGUAAUGAAAAAGAAACUGAUUGUUACUUGGGGGCAAAGCAUACAUCUUGGAUGUUUCUUAAAAGUACCAGAAGUAUUAAGCAGUCAGACAAUAUCAUGGGUCCAUUACACUAAAGACAAAGGCCGCUACCCUAUAGUUUAUAGGCCAGACAAAUACAUUGAAACAUCAGAGCAUGGCUUAGUAUUAAUAUCAGUUACAGAUUCAGAUUCUGGUCGUUACGAUUGCUGGUUAGGUGGUUCUUUGCUUUGUAGCUAUAAUAUAACAGUAGAUGCCCACAGAUGUUCAGCACCUGGGAGAUCUAAUGAUUACCAGAAAAUAUAUUCUGAUUGGUGUCAUGAAUUUGAACGUUCUAAGAUAGCAAUGAAAACAUGGGAAAGAAAGCAGGCACAAUGUAGCACAAAACAAAACAACAGUAACCAGAAAACACAUCCAAAUGAUAUAUUUCACAGUAAUCCUGUAGCAUGAUUUGCAAAAGGAAAAAUGAUCUUGUUUUCCUCUUUCUGUGUUGCCUUCUGGUUAACAUUGUUGAGAACUUAGUGUUCUUACAGUGUGAAAUGCAUUGAAUCAGAUCAUCUUUCUGAAUGUGUGCUUGCAUCAACAACAACUUGUAAAAAGCAAACAAAGCUUUCUUUUAUUUAAUAAGAGAAUGGAACUUUUGAAUCUUUUAUAAGUAACUUGAAUGUGUACUUAUCAACAUACUGACUGUUGGAGGAUUAUUAGACUCAAUUUGAACACAAUAAGUGUGCUACUAUAUAAUGUUUCCAGUUUCCCUGAUGAGAAAGCAUUUAUCACUUUAUGCUGUGUUAAUUUGAAUGUGAGAGAUUUAAAUUCUAACUGUAUUAAAUCCAGUGACCAAUGUCUGUAGUGUUCCAAAAAUUAGGUCUCAUCAAUGGCAUUAAGAUUUAUUAAAGGUUUUGUGUUGCUGAUCAAGACCAGAAAUGAAUUAUUAACUCAAAGAGUAGAUGCAUUGUAGUAUUUUAUGUGGAGUGCAGAUUCUCUCUCUCUCUCUCUCUCUCUCUCUCUCUCUCUGUGUGUGUGUGUGUGUGUGUGUGUGUGUGUGUGUGUGUGUUUUUUACUAAUAAUGUAUUUUAUUUUAUUCAUAUCUGAAAUGAUAAAAAAAAGACUGCAAUUAAUAUGCACACAUUAUUUAAGAAGGAAAUUGUGUUAAUGCACACACCCACACACACACAAAAUAUUAUUCUAAUUUUUUACAUAAGUUUUCUUUUAUAAACUUAGGCUUCCACAGCCAUUGUCACAGUCAGUAAAAUUUAUCUGGUUUUGAGACUGCACUGUCGUUGUGUAAAACCACUGACAUUUCAGUCACUGUUAGAAGUGACCUUCAGGGUGUAAUUUUACAUAUUGAUAAUGUAGUCACAGACCCACAAAAAUUUUAUUGACUGUUUUCUUACUUUUUUUGAGUGCACUUUCAUAGAAAUAAUUUCUCCCAGUGCAUAAUGGAGUCUUCAAGUGGCAACAUUGAUGUGCACACAAAAUCUAAGAAAAGUCCAAAAAUGUGAGGUACAAAUUGUAAUAAAGAUAGGUUUAAAAAAAACUGUAUUCAUUGAAUACAGAACCUGUGAGUGAACUGUAUCAGAUGUAAUUUUUUAGAUCCUGUCAUCCGAAAGUGGAGGCUUCAUUUUCUCUAAUUGAAAUGGCAAAACAAGAAAAGGAAAGGGGGAAAAGAUUGCCAUAAGUCUAUUCAAAGUAUGAAAUUAAUGGUACUGGAAGGAAAAUGAUAUGUAAAAUUAUUUAGUAUUAUUUAUUGUCUUUACUGUGGAUUUCGAAUAAAAUGCACUUAUGACUGUGCAAUUAUGCAGACACUGAACUUAGAAUUCAUUAUCAGUAGUUAUUCCUAGAUAUUUCUGCAUAUACACAGCAAAGGCGGGAGUGUGGACUCUAAAUUUGCUUCAGGGAUGACAUUGUAUGUUUAUAUCAUCUGUGCCAGGUAAUUAUUCUUGUUUAGUCUGGAAAUCGCACUCAGUACAUUCUUUUGUAGACUUGUUCAUGUUGACAUUGUGUGUUGCGCAUGCUGAUACUGCAUCAGUUUGUUAAAUGGGAGUUCCAUGAUUACUGAUUUCACAACUGAAGGUGGUCUGAAGAGAGAAGUUUUGGAAAGGUUACACCCAUGAGGCUCCUUGAUAAGUGUCAUUACUUAAUUCUGUAUACUGUUACAAUAAUUUUGUGUGUGUCUAAGGAAUUCUUCUGUUGUCUUAUAGUUUCAUUUGAAAAUGUGAAGUAGUAUUUAAGUUGUAUAUUGAAGUUUUUAUACUAAAAACUUUGAUUUGUUUAUAACUUUGUGACUGAAUUCACAACAGCUCUGUGAAAGUGGUACAUUCAUAGUGUGUGUUACUCAGUGUUGUUCGUCAUAUUGUGAACAGAAACGUGUUUGUUAAAAGAAUGUGGUUCAGUUUAAUGAACAAAAGUAACAUGUUUGUACUGAUUUUUAAAGUAUUAUAAUCAUUUUACGUUUAAACUUGUGUGUUUUAUACAAAAUAAAUAUCUUUAUCAGAUGCAAA